GCAAAAGAUGAAACGCACGCUUGAAAAUGGCCCGUAGGUCCCAACGCUCCAAAACACUUGUUGGUGCAAGGGAACUUUCAGUUAAGAAAUUCUUAACGAUUAUUCGGGUUCAGAAGAUUGGUGAAGGAUGGGAACUCUGCAGUGUUCAAAAAGAUUGAAUUAGGAACAAGAACCUUUCACGGAUUUUGAUGCCGACACAAGAUUUUUUUUUUAUUUUUUAUUGUUGUCUUUUUGACAGUUGGACGUCCCAUCUCGUCGUGUGUUGCUUCAGCCGCCGUUUCUGCUGUUAAAGGCCUCGCCGCCCGUUGCGUUUUGUCUUUUGACUUGCGCGGGACUCUCUCGCUCCUCCUUCUUUUAUAUUUCAACGAUGGGAUUAGGAAAACUCUUAUUUCCUGCACAAAAGCGCGGGGGAGACAGGGAUAUUAAUGAACCAGUGAUCAUGGUGGAAGACGGCGGGAACAGACGCACCAACUCAACCUACGUGGAAAAGACCGUGCCGUUACAGUUGGAAGCCGCGCAUGUGGACCUGCUCGAGGAUAUUUUGUCGACUUUCGACGGAUUAAUGGCAAACGAUAUGUCAGAUGGUCAAAAAGACCCAACACCUCCACCCCGCGCUCCUCAAAACCGGUCGCAACCCAAACAGCAACAUGCAUCUCUUAAGGAACCGCCAAAGCACGGCUCGGCCUACACGGCCCAUAUCCACAAAGUUGGAGCCAGGAGGGAUUCGCUCACUACGUCAACGCUUUUGCGUUCAUUGAAAAAAGAUCUAUCUCAGACUAAUACUCCAGGAGACAACAUCGACCCUGAUGCAGAUAUAAGAGGAGAUUAUUUUGGCAGGUGGAAGGGUUUGGGCGGCGUCGCUGCUCCCAAAGUUUCCGUCAAGGCCUUCUUGUCCAAAUGCAAUACAAGGGCAGCUGAUGCCGCUCCGCGCGCAUUCAACCGUGCAUCCAAGCGUGGGCCACGAGAUGUACCUGCAUCGUACUCUUCGGAUUCGGAAUCAGAUUUUUCGGGUAGCGAUAGCGAUAGUGACACUCCAGUCUGGAUCGCUGUAGGCGGCCGACGAGGAUCGACAUUGCAUCCUGGAUCAGCGGAUGGAGUAAAUGCACCAAGAGGCCGUGCGGCACGAAAACUUGCCGUGCAAUACGCAGUAUCAAAGCGAAGUCCAGUAACGGCUCCCAACGAGGAACCGUCCAAGCCGGUCCCCCCCGCACGUCGGUCGUCGUUCUUCCCGUCGCCACCAAGCAGCACCCCCGCAUCGUCGGCAGGUUGGACUCUGGCCAAACCAGAAGAUGGUGUAGUCCCUCUCCAGGCCGGUUCCGGUUGGGUUGUAUAUCCCCAUCACCCAUCACAGACCGUUACACCGCCCGCGUCACCUCAUCUCCCUACAACCUCCCUCCAAUCUACGACGCCUCUUGUCACUGUCUUUCCUGGAUACCAGCCAACCGCUGGCAUGGACCCAACGCCCGCGACUACACCAGGACAAAUCGACUCUUCUCAAGACCCGCAGCAACAUCAAGAUCAACACCAACAGCAACAGCAAUUGUGGGCCAUGUACAUGCAACAACAACAACAUGAGCAAUACCAACAACAGUAUUAUCAGCAAUAUCAACAGUAUUACGACCAAUACCAACAUGCUUACGAUCAAUACUACCAAGACCAGUACCAGCAACAAUCGUAUGCAAUGUACUAUCCGGUUCAAUACUACUCGGCUGUUCAAACACCCGCCCAACCACCCUCACAACCCAAACCAAAAAAGAAAAAGGACAAAAAGACGAAAUCUACGCGGAGUCAAAGCAAGUGUCGUCCGAGAAAACCACUUCAAGACGUCCCGGAGGAGAAGGGUGUGGCUGCUCAUGGCGAGCAGCCUGAGGAUAAUGCCGAGAGUGAUGGAUGUAGUGGCUAGUCGAGAAGGAGGCAAAAGCACACUUGUAUAUAGUAUAUUCAUAUCAUCUGCUUUCAAUAUAUCACGUGCAAACAAUCGCG
Molecule: messenger RNA, 1983 nt
Organism: Spizellomyces punctatus DAOM BR117
Lineage: Eukaryota; Fungi; Chytridiomycota; Chytridiomycetes; Spizellomycetales; Spizellomycetaceae
Exons: 2
Coding region: 368-1903 (511 amino acids)
Source: RefSeq, a predicted model, not a curated record